CACGUCAGUAACACCCACAGCAGCACCAGCAGCCCCUCCUCCUCCUCACCCUCCUCCUCCUCCCCGCACACCACCCUUCCCGGCGGCGUUCCAGCACACCCCAUCCUCUCCGGCGGCUCCGGCACCCCCCUGCAUGGCACCCUGUUUGGGGGCGUGCAGCCGGGCACCCCCCGCGGCCCGGGACCCGGACUGCCCAUAGAGCUGGGCGGGGCGCAGGGGCCCCUGCCGCGACCCGACCGGCUGGGGCCGCCGGAGGUGCUGGGAGACCCGGUGACACUGGCGGGCAGGGAGCAUGAGGGCGACCCCCGCGAGGUGCUGCACCGGCUGCUGCUGCAGUCCACCCGCGGCCCCGACCUGCCCGCUUGGGGCAGCGGCACCUCCGCCACCACCACCACCGGGGCUGCGUAUGAGUGGGGUGGUGGCGGAAGCCCACAGGGUGAUGGUGGG
Astrephomene gubernaculifera is the source of this 447-nucleotide messenger RNA. The record is from the annotation of a GenBank genome assembly. NCBI's taxonomy places the organism in Eukaryota, Viridiplantae, Chlorophyta, Chlorophyceae, Chlamydomonadales, Astrephomenaceae.